AUGGCGACCGAGUUGACCGUCCAGUCGGAGCGUGCCUUCCAGAAGCAGCCGCACAUCUUCCUCAACUCCAAGACCAAGCCCAAGAGCAAGAAAGUCGGAAAGGGCCGGAGAUGGUACAAGGACGUUGGUCUGGGAUUCCGUACUCCCAAGACCGCCAUUGAGGGCAGCUACAUCGACAAGAAGUGCCCCUUCACCGGAUUGGUUUCGAUCCGUGGUCGUAUUCUGACCGGUACCGUCGUCUCUACCAAGAUGCACCGUACCAUCAUCGUCCGUCGUGAAUACCUUCACUACGUCCCCAAGUACGACCGUUACGAGAAGCGACACAAGAACAUUGCUGCGCACGUGUCCCCUGCCUUCCGUGUUGAGGAAGGUGACAUGGUCACCAUUGGCCAGUGCCGUCCCCUGAGCAAGACUGUUCGUUUCAACGUGCUCCGUGUCCUGCCUCGCACGGGCAAGUCCAAGAACGUCAAGGCUUUCAGCAAAUUCUAA
Molecule: messenger RNA, 489 nt
Organism: Rasamsonia emersonii CBS 393.64
Lineage: Eukaryota; Fungi; Ascomycota; Eurotiomycetes; Eurotiales; Trichocomaceae
Product: 40S ribosomal protein S11
Exons: 3
Coding region: 1-489 (162 amino acids)
Biological process (GO): translation
Cellular component (GO): ribosome; cytosolic small ribosomal subunit
Molecular function (GO): structural constituent of ribosome
Source: RefSeq, a predicted model, not a curated record